UAUUAUUCGGCGGGGAUCCCAUCUAGCAAAGUAGAUAAGCGUCUGUAGUUUCUGUAUUUAAGAGAGUAGAGGGUUAUAGUUGAAGAGUGGCAGCCAUAGCCAUAGCCAUAUCUAGCAAGCAUGGCAAUUACUCUAAUUUUCUUCGUUGUCUUCUCCUUGGCUAUCUCUGAAGCCACUACUUCUUCUUCUUCUUCUUCUUCUUCUUCUUCUAUAAAACCAGUUCCUUAUUCCCAACCGUUAAAUAGGACUAGUUUUCCAAAAGACUUCAUUUUUGGAGCUGGAACUGCUGCUUAUCAGUCUGAAGGAGCAGCAUUCUUAGAUGGAAGGGGUCCAAAUAUAUGGGAUGCUUUUACUCGUCAACAUCCAGAAAAAAUUUGGGAUCGAAGCAACGGAGAUGUAGCGCUGGACUUUUAUCAUCGUUACAAGGAAGAUAUAAAAUUGAUGAAGAAAAUUGGUUUGGACUCUUUCAGAUUUUCCAUCUCAUGGUCAAGAAUAUUUCCAAAGGGUACACUCAAAGGUGGUGUGAAUCCACUUGGCGUCAAAUACUACAAUGAUCUUAUCAACGCUCUUCUUGCCAAUGGAAUCAAGCCAUUUGUGACAUUAUUCCAUUUUGACACACCAUUGGCACUUGAAGAAAGCUAUAGUAGUUGGUUGAGCCCUAAGAUAGUGAAGGACUUCUCAGAUUAUGCUGAUUUUUGUUUUAAGACAUUUGGAGAUCGGGUCAAAUAUUGGGUUACUAUAAAUGAGCCCAAUAGUUUUACCAUGUAUGCUUACAAUUAUGGCACUUUUGCCCCUGGUCGAUGUUCCAAGCAUGUUGGGAAUUGUACUUUUGGUAACUCGGCAACUGAACCUUACAUUGUAGCCCACCAUUUGCUUCUUUCUCAUGCCAAUGCUGUAAAAAAUUAUAGAGAGAAAUAUCAGCCGCACCAAAAGGGGAAAAUUGGGAUUACCAUUGUUACUCAUUGGUUUGAACCAAAAUACAAGACGACAGCAGAUCAAAGGGCAGCCUCUAGAGCUCUUGAUUUCUUAUUUGGAUGGUUUGCUCAACCAGUAACCUUUGGUCACUAUCCCUUGAGUAUGAGAUUAGGAGCGAGAAAUAGACUCCCCAAGUUCACCGAAGCAGAAUCAAAGUUACUAAAAGGGUCUAUGGAUUUUCUUGGAUUGAAUUAUUACACUGCCAAUUAUGCAGAAAGUGCUCCUUUGACAAGCACUCGUAACCUUAGUUAUGUUGGAGAUCGACAAGCCACUCUCACUACUGACAAAAAUGGAAUUCCAAUAGGGACGCCGACUGCAUUGGGGUGGCUGUUCAUAUAUCCACAGGGAAUUCGGAAGCUUCUCCUGCAUUUAAAGGAUCAUUACAAUAAUCCAGAAAUUUACAUCACCGAAAACGGACUCGCUGAUGCAAAUAACGACACUUUGCCCAUUAAAGAAGCUAUCAAGGAUAGCUUGAGGAUAAGAUACUUUCACGGACACCUCUCAUAUCUUGCUCAAGCUAUAAGGGAAGGUGCUAGAGUGAAAGGAUACUAUACAUGGACAUUUUGGGAUGACUUUGAAUGGGAUGCUGGCUAUACAGUCCGUUUCGGCAUAGCAUAUAUUGAUUACAAAGACAAUUUGAAAAGAUACCUCAAAUAUUCUGCUUACUGGUUGAAGAGGUUCCUCCUUCGCUAGUAUAGAUCGAUAUUAUAUAUCAUGAGUCAUCAUUAUGUCCUAUCAAUAAUUGUGAUCCUUUAUUGGAUUCGGCGUCUUUAAGAUAAUGAAAUGCUAUGCUUAUUUUAAGAUGUGUAGUUGAUUUCUCCACUACACUUGAAUAAUGUUAUUUUCUGAUCUUAUUUAAUGAAGGCAUCAAACCGGAUGGAUAUAUUGUCUUA
Molecule: messenger RNA, 1868 nt
Organism: Humulus lupulus (European hop)
Lineage: Eukaryota; Viridiplantae; Streptophyta; Magnoliopsida; Rosales; Cannabaceae
Product: vicianin hydrolase-like
Exons: 13
Coding region: 121-1668 (515 amino acids)
Biological process (GO): carbohydrate metabolic process
Molecular function (GO): beta-glucosidase activity
Source: RefSeq, a predicted model, not a curated record